AUGUCCUUCGCUCGCGCCGCGUCGAAGGUCAGCCGAGUGGGCGUACGAGUCCCGGCCUACCGAGCAACCCCCGUUGCGUGGAACACCCAGCGUGCUUUCUCGCAGUCGGCUAUCCGCAAGAGCGAUGCGCAUGCCGAGGAGACCUUUGAAGAGUUCACGGCCAGGUACGAGAAGGAAUUCGAGAAGGUGAACGAUGUUUUCGAGCUUCAGCGAAACCUGAACAACUGCUUCGCCUACGAUCUCGUUCCUUCAACCACCGUCAUCACCGCCGCUCUCCGCGCUGCCAGGCGUGUCAACGACUUCCCCUCCGCUGUCCGUGUUUUCGAGGGUAUCAAAUUCAAGGUCGAGAACAAGGGUCAAUAUGCAGAGUACCUCCAGGAGCUUGAGCCCAUACGUGAGGAGCUCGGGAUCCCUCUCAAAGAGGCCAUGUACCCCGAUGAGAAGUAG
Messenger RNA from Alternaria burnsii, 447 nucleotides. Its product is annotated as cytochrome c oxidase subunit vi. The transcript has 4 exons. Gene Ontology annotation, cellular component: mitochondrial inner membrane. The coding region runs from base 1 to 447 and encodes 148 amino acids. The record is from RefSeq and is a predicted model, not a curated record. Gene Ontology annotation, biological process: mitochondrial electron transport, cytochrome c to oxygen. Lineage: Eukaryota; Fungi; Ascomycota; Dothideomycetes; Pleosporales; Pleosporaceae.